AUGGUUGAGGUGAGAAAGUAUCAUCUGUUCCCAACAGACCUCAUCCCGAAUUCGCCGAGACCCCUGCUACACUUCAAGAAUGUCUUAGCAAGGCCCAACGACUCUCAUUAUGAUCCGGCCGAGGUCUGGGACAUGUUUUCUCGGAAUAGAUGGAAUGUUCAGUGGAUCUUCCGAUACGGGCCGACACAGCUAUCACACUAUCACUCCAGAGCGCAUGAGUGCAUGGCCGUUCUAUCGGGAACUGCACGAAUCCGGUUUGGCGUUGCCGAUACCUCGGAAGAUCUAGACCAGAAUACAUAUGGGUCUUUCUGUGAAGAAGGUGGUAUUGAAGUGGAUGGCGAGGCAGGCGACGUGUUCAUAAUUCCUGCAGGUGUGGCGCAUAAAACAUUCAACACUCAGCCAGAAGCUGAGUUCACACUCUUGACGCCGGGGACGGGGCAUGGCAUCGAAGCUGACGAUCCGAAGAAAGCAUUGGCUGAGAUCAAGUUGUGUGGCUAUACCACGAUGGGAGCCUAUAAUGGAGGCGAAUGGGAUUUUGUGAAAAGCGGAGGGGGACUAUGA
Penicillium brevicompactum is the source of this 561-nucleotide messenger RNA. RefSeq names its product cupin domain-containing protein. NCBI's taxonomy places the organism in Eukaryota, Fungi, Ascomycota, Eurotiomycetes, Eurotiales, Aspergillaceae. The coding region runs from base 1 to 561 and encodes 186 amino acids. The transcript has a single exon. The record is from RefSeq and is a predicted model, not a curated record.